Amphibalanus amphitrite is the source of this 402-nucleotide messenger RNA. RefSeq lists its product as uncharacterized. The coding region runs from base 1 to 402 and encodes 133 amino acids. The transcript has a single exon. NCBI's taxonomy places the organism in Eukaryota, Metazoa, Arthropoda, Thecostraca, Balanomorpha, Balanidae. The record is from RefSeq and is a predicted model, not a curated record.
AUGGGCCCGUCGCGCGGUCACCAGCGUAUUCUGGUGACUGUGGCCGUACUCAUACUGGUACUACUGGUGGCCUUGGCCGUUGUGGUGCACCAGUUCUGGCGACUGGUGGUGCGGUUUGACCACCAGCUGGUGCGGGUGGAAGGGCUCCUGCAGGAUGCCGAAAAAAAACUCAAGAAAGUAAACGCCACUCAACAGCUCCACACGGUCGGCGACGCCUCCUCGUACCGCGCUCAGCUGACCCAUGUGCAGACGGCGCAGGCGCAGCCGGCGGCCCCCAGACAGCCGGGCCCCGCCGACUCCGGCCCCGCCGCUGCUGCAGCCGUCCCCGGAGGCGGCAGAGGGGGCCGGAGUGCUGGCGGCGGAGGGGGCCGGAGUGCUGGCGCCGCCUCACCAGCUUCCUGA